AUGGCUCCUCCAGCAUUCUCCGACAUUGCUAAACCAACCAACGACGUCCUCGGCAAGGACUUCUACCACUACACUCCUGUUGCCCUGGACCUGAAGACCGUGGCUCCUAACGGUGUCACCUUCAGCACCAAGGGUAACGUUUCUGGUGGUAAGACCUCGGCCGCAUUGGAGGGUAAAUAUGCCGACAAGAGCACUGGUCUGACAUUGACCCAGGGCUGGAACACUGCCAAUGCCUUGGACACCAAAAUUGAGCUUGCAGACGCUCUUUCUCCAGGCCUUAAGUCCGAGCUGGUCACCAGCGCCGUGCCAGGCGGAAACAGAUCGGUCAAGCUGAACCUGUACUUUGCGCAGCAGUCCAUCAACGCCCGUGCGUUUGUCGACCUGCUCAAGGGCCCAGUCUUCAACGGUGACCUGACUGUUGGCCAGGACGGCUUCACCACCGGUGCCUCUCUGUCGUACGACGUCAAGUCCGCCACUUUGACCGGCUACUCGGCCGCCGUCGGCUACAAGGCCCCAUCCUACGCCGUUUCCCUGACUGCAGCCAACAACCUGUCCGUGUUUGCUGCCGGCUACUACCACAAGGUGUCUCCAGUCCUUGAGGUCGGAACGAAGGGUACCUUUGACUCCAAGUCCGCUGCCGGCUCCAACCCUGUUGCCAUCGAGGUGGCCACCAAGUACAGCCUCGACCAGACCUCUUUCGUCAAAGCCAAGAUCACCGACUCCGGUCUGCUGGCCUUGGCCUACUCGCAGGACCUCAGACCAGGCGUCAAGCUCGGCCUCGGAGGUGCCUUCGAUACUCUCAAGCUUGGUGAGUCUGCUCACAAGCUCGGAUUGUCCUUGUCUUUCUCUGCUUAA
Ogataea angusta is the source of this 855-nucleotide messenger RNA. RefSeq lists its product as uncharacterized. Bases 1 to 855 code for a protein of 284 amino acids. NCBI's taxonomy places the organism in Eukaryota, Fungi, Ascomycota, Pichiomycetes, Pichiales, Pichiaceae. Gene Ontology annotation, biological process: monoatomic anion transmembrane transport. Gene Ontology annotation, cellular component: mitochondrial outer membrane. The transcript has a single exon. Gene Ontology annotation, molecular function: voltage-gated monoatomic anion channel activity. The record is from RefSeq and is a predicted model, not a curated record.